Messenger RNA from Pristis pectinata (smalltooth sawfish), 1161 nucleotides. RefSeq names its product actin-like protein 7B. The record is from RefSeq and is a predicted model, not a curated record. Bases 1 to 1161 code for a protein of 386 amino acids. Lineage: Eukaryota; Metazoa; Chordata; Chondrichthyes; Rhinopristiformes; Pristidae. The transcript has a single exon.
AUGAGAUCCAGCUCCUCAGCGGACAGCCAGGUGACCCACACGGGCAGGGAGGUGAAGGAGGUGCGGGCAUUGAUGAUUGACAUGGGCACGGGCUACAUCAAGGCUGGCUUCGCUGGCCAGUCCAAGCCGGCGGUCACCGUCUCGUCCAUUGUGGGCAGACCAAUGCAGCGCACCGCCAAGACCGGGGACAACCGUCAGGAGAACUUCGUGGGCAGGGAGCUGACGGCUCCCGCCGAGCUGCGCCUGAUCAACCCUUUCCGCCACGGCAUCGUGGUGGAUUGGGACGGCGUUGAGGCCGUUCUAGGCUACGUCCUAGAGAAGGAGCUGCUGGUGAAGCCGGAGGACCACGCCGUGAUGGUGGCCGACCCGCCACUCAGUCCCGUGACCAACAGGGAGAAGAUGGCCGAGCUCCUCUUCGAGACCUUCAGCAUUCCCGCCAUGCACAUCACUAGACAGUCGAUGCUCUCCAUCUACGCUUACGGUUGCAUCUCGGGGCUGGUGGUGGAAAGCGGCCACGGAUACUCUAGCGUGGUGCCUAUUCACGAAGGCUACAUCAUGCCCCACAUCACCACCACCGUGGACUACGCUGGCAACGACCUGACCAAGCACUUGAUGAAGCUCCUCAAUCAGAACGGCCACAUGUUGAGUACCAACGACUACCAACUGGUGGAGCAUAUCAAACAAGAGUAUUGCUAUACUGCCAUUGACUUUGAGGCAGAGCUUCAUGGAGAGCCCAAGGAAUCUUCAAUGCACUUUGAGCUGCCUGAUGGCAAAGUGAUCACUAUUGGCAAGGAGAAGAUUAAGUGCCCCGAAGCCCUCUUUAAUCCAACGCUCAUGGGUUCCAGGGAGCCUGGGCUCCAAACGAUAGCUUUGAAUGUCAUCAACAAAUGUGACAGCUCGCUCCUGGAGGAGAUGUGCAAGAACAUCGUACUCUGUGGUGGCUCCACCAUGUUCUCUGGCUUCCGUGUCCGUUUCCAGAAGGAACUGAGGAAACUGGCGCAGGAUAUGAACCCGCAGGUCCAGGCAAUUCCCGAGAGGAGAUAUUCUGUUUGGUACGGAGGAUCGAUUUUAUGCUGUCUCAAAUCCUUCCAACAGCUCUGGGUCAGCAAGAAGGAUUAUGAUGAGCGCGGACCAAUAGCAGUCUAUCGCAAAUGUUUCUGA